Messenger RNA from Parasteatoda tepidariorum (common house spider), 8923 nucleotides. RefSeq lists its product as uncharacterized. Lineage: Eukaryota; Metazoa; Arthropoda; Arachnida; Araneae; Theridiidae. The record is from RefSeq and is a predicted model, not a curated record. Gene Ontology annotation, molecular function: guanyl-nucleotide exchange factor activity; metal ion binding. Gene Ontology annotation, cellular component: cytoplasm.
UCAUAUUUUUUUGCGUUGUAAUUUGACCCUUCGUGUGAGGAGGAAUGUUUGCGACAUCUCGACCCGAAAAUUUGUUUUUAUCCCUUUAAAUUGUAAAUAUUGAACUGUAAACAUCACAUGCAAUUACUUACUAAAUUCCUUAAAGAUGUUGAUACGAUUCAAUUAAGUUUAAUCUCCUUUUUAAUUGUGAUAUUUUUUAUUCUGUGAUUUGAAUCAAUGGAAAUUGCAGAUGAAUUCUGACACAUCUCAGCUCCAUUCAGAUAUUAGUAAGCCUUCCUUGUGCAUCGAACCAUGCUUAGAAGCUCCUUUCAGCAAGGAAAUGGAGCAUGUUAUACCUCAAAUGAUUGUUACUCCUGCAGAUGAUAUCCAAGAAAAUAAACAAAAUGUUUGUGAAGCAUCGACGUCCGAAGGGCAACCUUCGGAAGCUUCAUCUGAUGUUUUCAACAAAAAUGAAACAGAAGAUAUUUCUACCUCAAAUAUUGUUGACCAGUCAUCAACAAUACUUGUUGAGCAAAAGCCAAGUGAAACAAGAAGUGAUGAAGCGAGUAUUAUGCCUGAUAAAGAGGCUACAAAGUCAUUGGAAUCUGUCUCAUCAUCUGUUUCUCAGAGGCCCCUUAUCAUUGAGUCUGAUAAAUCAUCUUCCCAUCCAGUUAUUCAUAGCGUAAAUGUGAUUGAUUCUAGUGAAACCUCCGUUCCUGAGCCCCCACCUGUCACAACAAUGCAGCGACCUUUAAUUUUUAAUGACAUCAAAAUGAAAACUGAAACUCCUGUAAAUAAUGCGGAACAAGAAGCCACUGAUACUCUAGUCAAAAAUGAUGUUCCAGCAACAGAAUCUGCCCUUAAUGAAUCUAAUCUUGCUUCUGAAUCAGAGGAAAUGCACACUUCGCAAAGCGAUUUCCAUCCAGCACCCAUUCAACUUCCAAAAAAGGAUAAUUUUUCUUAUCGAGAUCUUGAUGAAAGAGAUGAAAUGAUAAGAGGCAAUGAAAUGCCGACAGAACUUCAGACAGCUGAAAAACUUCCUGAUGAACAAGGGAAAAAAGGUGGCAAACAAAAUGUAAAGCAUUUCUUUGAUAAUUUGUUGCACGAUUCACAAUCUGAUAAAAACAAAUCCAGUAAAGAGCUUUCUUCAAGUUCAAAUGCUAGUGAUAAGAAACAAAUCAAAGCUGAAAAACAUGGAAUAAAAAAUCUAUUCAGUUCUACUAAGACUGAUUCUCCUGCCAAGGAUAAACAAGUUAGUAGCAGUAGCACCGAUGAUUCAAAAAGCCAUGCUAAAGAUUCAAAAGACCACCCCAAAGAAUCAAAAUACAAUCUUAAAAAAAUGUUAGAUUCUUUUAAAUCAGAUUCAAGUGAUUCAAAAAUUAAAACUAGUGAUUGUGCAAUGGAGGAAAACACUGAAAUGGAUGAAAAUGCAAAUGUCUCUAAGUCUCCCCAUAAAGAGUCUAAAUCUGGGAUCAAGAAAUUUUUUGAUUCUUUUAAACAUCCUGAAAGUAAAUCAUCAGAUGAAAUAUCUUCUCCAGAAGGUGAUAAGGGCAUAAAUAUUAAAGUACCUGUUACUAUUCAGUCCAGUGAUAAGAAAGUUCCAGAAAUUAUUCAAGACACAAAAACUAACAAAGAAUUUGAGUUACCAGGUGCCUCCAUACCUCCUAUUUCUGAUGAAAGUAAAGAAAGUGAUAAAGGGAAACCUAAAGACAGCUUGCAAAAAGUGAAAACAUUUUUUGAUUCUAUUAUACAUCCAGAUACUAAAACAUCAUCAGCUGAUGCUCCUACUCUUAAUGGAGAUUUGGAUAUCAAUAUAAAAGUGCCUGUCACUCUUCAGUCCAGUGAACAGCCUUUACAACAAUCUAAACUCCCUGAUAGUUCAUCUAGAGUAAAUUCUAAUAUUAAUGCAAAUGUACCUGUUAUUGUUUGUGCAGAAGAAACUGGUAAACAAGUAGAAUCUGCUGUUGAACAAUCUAAAGUAAGUGACAAGGAGAAACAAAAAGAUCCAUUGCAUGGUGUAAAGAAACUGUUUGAUUCAUUUAUGCAUCCAGAUAAUAAAGUGUCCUUGGUAGAUGUAAAUGCUUGUGAUAAAGAAGAUAAUAAAGUACUAUCUCCAAAAACACCAACAGUUAUGCCUGAGAAAGAAAGCAAAUGUUUAAAUAUUACAGAUAUGCACACCUCCACCAACCUAGCUGACAACAAAGAAAUUGCAAAAGAACAACCAAAAGAGAGUGCAACAAGCAUGAAAAAAUUUUUGGAUUCAUUUAAGCAUGAUAAACCUGAUGUUUUAAAAGAUUCUGAGAAAACUAUUUCCAAGACUGACAAAAAGAAUAAAAGUGUAAAAAAGUCUCAUUCUUUCCGAGAAAGCUUACUCACUAAUCAAACUGAAAAAGACGCAGACAAAGAACUUGAUAGUAGUAAAAAAGGUGCUAAAAAGCACGACAGCUCAAAAGUUCAAGAUGAGUCUAAAACAGUGAAAGAAUUAAAAAAUAAAGAACUUAAACGUUCUUUGUCAUGGAAAGAAACAUUAACAUCUAGCUCAGAUGGAUCUCGAGGGUUCAAAAACUUUUUAGAUUCUUUGACUCAUAAAAAGCCAUCAACUUCAAAAAGUGAUUCGGAUCAUAUAUAUGAUGUUGUAGAAAAGACAAAAAUUCCUGUUCAGCAACCAUGUCACACAGACUCCAAAGUAGUUAGUAAAAAGUUAGAGGAUAAAUUCAAGCAGGAAAGUAAAAAGUUAGAAGAUAAACCCAAACAGGAAAGUAAAAAGUUAGAGGAUAAACCCAAGCAGGAACAAAGUGGUGUAAAAAAGUUAUUUGAUUCAUUUAUUAGCAAAGAUACACCUGUAAAACAAAAAGAAGUAGCUGUUGAUCAACCAUUGACUUCAGAUUCUAAAGCAGGGAAUAAAAAAUUGGAUGAUAAACCUAAGCAAGAGCAAAGUGGCAUGAAAAAGCUAUUGGAUUCAUUUGUUGGGAAAGAUACACCUGUAAAACAAAAAGUAAGUGGACCAAAAAAGGUCAGAAUGAAUGAUGACAUCAUGUUUUCAACAGAUUUAGAAGAAAAACCUGGAACAUCAGGUUAUACAUUUGAAACUAAACAUGAAACAUCAGGUUAUACAUUUGAAACUAAGUCUGCACUCAAACAUCAAGAGGUUGUGCAAAAACCUCCUCAGGCAUCCAAUGAAAUUUUAAAAAGUGACAUUGAGGCUGGUGGAAGUGCACCAAAAAUUCAAAUUGAUGGACCUUCAGAUGUGAAGCCGUGUGAUGUAAAAGAUACCAAGGUGACAAAGGCACCAUUAGGACCUGCACCAAAAAUUCAAACCCAUGAAUCUUCCGUCAAAGAUGCCAAACCAUCAGUUCUCCAUUCUAUUGGUGACAACAUCUCUGCUUUAAAAGGAAAAAUAUUUCAACCCAAAGUAGAGAAAAAAGAACAUACAGAAGUUGCUACUGAUAUAAAGACGGGGGAAUAUGAUUUAGAAAAUGCAGCUAAACAUGAAAAUGGGGCAGGAAUGAUAGGUUCAUACAGACCUAUAAAAGAUGCUGAUUUUGUUGAUGUUGAUUUAAAUAAAGAGAGAGAAAAUAAAAGUCCCACUUUUGAGAAGGUAAAAUAUACUGCACCUUUGGCAACACCUUCUCCUUCUAAAACAGCAGAAGUAAAAACUGUUGACUCCCCUCAGCAGCAAACCUCACCAGAUUCUUUGUAUGAUACGUGCUGCUUCAGAUUGGCGAUUUUAUUUUCGAACAAAGCCAUAGAAAUGGUAUCUGAUAAAGGAAAAACACCUCCUAAAAAACCUCCCAAGCCUUCAGCAGAUGCAAUCGCUAAAGCUAGGGCCAAGGUAGUUUCUCAGAAACUUAAAGAAAUGCGAGCUAAGGGGCAAAGUAUAGGAGAAAACAUUCCAGUUGGUUAUGAUGGAAUACGAUUUGCAGAUGAUGAAACUGAAUCUUCAUGUGACUAUAAAGAUGUGGACAAUUUUGAUUAUAUAAUGGACUAUGAACUCACUAAUAGGUAUAAAUUUGAUAAUAAAAUGGACACCUUUAGUGAUCCUAGUACUUGUAGUGGUAGCUAUUAUACUGCUGAUACUGUAACUCUUAAAGAUGAAAAUUUUUCUGAUGCUCCUAUGGAUGCAGCUAGUCUAGGCAGCUAUGACGGCAGAUUUUCACCUGUAGCUAGUAGUAGCAUAGACAUGAAGAAUCGGUUGAAACAAUCUAGUCAAACCCCUACUACGCAAAAACCUUCAGGUAAAGUAGGUCCCUUAAACGAUGUGCAAAAACAAUCAUGUAGAGUUCAGACUAAUAAAAAAAGAGUUCCUCCACCCCUUCCACCAAAACCUAUUAUCUGUCCAAAAUCUAAGAGUCAGCGAAAAGAAAGUAAUGAAUCAGGCAUCUACACUUUAGCUUCUGAAUGCAUUAAUGGUCUUUCUUUAUCUCCCAGAUUGAAAACAAAAUUGUCCAAAGAUUCAGCUGCUACUAAAAGCAGGCCAUUAGUAGUUGCUGGGUUAAAAGAAACAGAAUUUGUUGGCUUGCAAUCUAAAUCUAAAGAUAGCAAUAAACAAUUAAAAGAUAGAAAAUUUGACUUGGUAUUGAAAAAUGAAUCUUUGAAAAAGAUAAAUACUAUAUCCUCCAAACAUGAACCUCUCAAAGCCACUAAAUCUUCCCCAGAAGUAUUAUUAAAUGGAGAAACUUGCUCUAGUCUUACAAGGAAAAAAGCUACACCUGAAAGGCCCCCUCUUCCUUUAACAUUGAGUCGCCCUGAAGACAAAAUGGUAAAAAAAUCAAAAGUACCACCCCAAAUUCCUGAAAAACCUAAAAGAGAAAAUACUGUAACUACUAUUGUAAAUGAAAAAAGAACUAUUUCUCCUCCUAGACCCCCUCCACCUACAAAUUCCAAAGUUGGUUCUCCUCCACCACCACGACCUCCUCCACCAGUUUCUGGAUUUUCUCCAUCGCAGCAAGUAUCGCAAGUUUAUUUAACUACAUCAGAUAACCAGGAAGAAAGGUCAUCUGAUAUAAAGCCCAACAUUACAUUUGAAAUUCACGAUGAAACUCAACAUUUUCUUUCUGAUAAUGGGUUUUCUUCACACGAUUAUGAAAAUUCAGAACAAUCAGAGGCAGUGUUACCAAAAUAUUCCAUGCCUGCUUGUAAUGCAUCUGAUGUAAAACAAAAUGAAGCUAUAUCAAGUAAUGAUAUUGAAAGUUCUGUACUUACUGAGAAAAGUUCUACGGAAAGAGUUGUAAGUAAUGUUGUUCCUAAGGCACCUCCUCGAAAUCGAAGGUUGCGCUCACGGACUGUCGAAAUAACUAAAGUAGAAAGGCCUCCUGAAGAAAACCUUAGGAGGAGUCAAUCUUUAAGUGAUAUUGAUGUUGAAAAAAGAACUUCUUUCCUUAGUAUGCCCGAAAAGACAGAUUUGAAACAUCUUUAUACAUCUGUAAAUAAAAAUGGUAAAAAGUCUAAUCUUAGUUUAUCUCAGUCAUCAAGUCUAGAAAAGCUAUCAGGUCGCCCUCUGCCUGCUCCACCACCCCCACCUAGAAAAUUUCGUUCUCUUGAUCGCAAGCCGAAACCUAAGAAAGCUUGUGCAGAUGAUUUGCCAGCAACUGAAAAAACUGAAACAAUUGUUGAGACAGUAACAUCUGGGUCUCUAGUUCAUCCACCUUCAAGAAAGAAAAAGACUGAAAAACAGCGAUUUCAUAGUCUUGGUCAUGAUCAUAGGCCUGAGGCUAAACCUUUGGAGGUUACUUCAAAGGCUGCACGAUCACAUAGUGCCCCUAUAAGACCGGAAAGAAGGCCGAAGCAGUCAAAUGUUGAAUAUGAUGAGAAUGCCAACGUGGCUUUUCCAGUUCAAGCUGAAGUCCAUCGAAGCAAUGUAAUCUUAGAUGAAUGUGGUAAUGAAAUACUUGCUUCUAACAUUCCUAGUCCUGAUCGUGUUGAUUCAAGAAACUCGUCUGUAAAAGUGACACCAAAUCCUAGGCGGAAGAAAGUGAAGAAUCCCAAAAAAUCUCAUUCUAGUUGGUAUGAUACUUGUCCAGAAAGUGAAGAAUUUGAGAUAGUUGAUUGGAGUGCAACCGAUGAAGUUGAAAGUCGGUUCUUUGUUGAUAAAAAAUCUGUCCCAAAACGUCGCCAGUCAGAUCCAGGGAAAGGUGCUAGAAGGACUUCAAAAUUUUAUGUUGAUGUCCAGUCAGAUUGUGGUGAGCAUUCACUUGUUGACAAGGAAACAUCUCCUGUACGGUUAGAUUGCUCUGAAAAAUCAGUACAAACGUCUCUGGAGACAUUGUCCCAGGGUAUGACAUCUCGUGAUGAGAAAGAUGAUGAUGACGACACAGAUGAACUGUUAGAUCUUGCUCAAACAUUACAAAAUGAGCUGAAAAUUAUUAUUAAUAGGCAUAAGUCCUCCUCCGAUGUAGGGGGUGACAGCAAUGCAACUAAUACUCCUAUUAUGUCUGAAACCGAAUCAGAAGAAAGAAGUCCUGGGCGAGAGCUUGGUGCUAAUUUAAAAAAAUCUCCCAGUGUACUCUCUUCCAACUCUGAGAUGUGGCCUAUGACAUCUUCUGAAGAGAGUGAUAAUGAAGUGCCACCUGGUGGAUCAACCAGUUUAACAGAGAUUGCUAUGAAACGAAAGCAGAAAAAGAUUUUUUACAUAGCUCAGGAAAUAAUGACAUCUGAAGAAGUGUUUGUUGAUACUUUGAAAUUGCUCAAUGUGGAUUUCAAAGCUGCAAUUGAAGCUGCCAAUCAACAAAAGGGCAUGAAUGUUGUCCCAGACGACGCAUUAUCCCAAAUAUUAAACCAUCUCCCACAGCUUCAACAUCUGAAUGAAAAUUUACUCAUGGAGUUAAAAGACAGAAUAGAAAACUGGGAUAAAAUCGGAAAAAUUGCAGAUGUAAUUGUCAAAAUGGGUCCAUUUUUAAAGUUGUAUUCUUGGUACAUACAAGAUUUUGAAUAUAAUGUGUCAUUGUUGGAAGAGUCAAAGAAAAAAUAUCCUCUUUUUGCUCAAGCUGUUAAAGAUUUUGAAGCUAGUGCCAGGUGCAAGAGAUUGGCCUUAAAUCAUUUCAUGUUAAAACCUAUUCAAAGGAUACCUCAGUAUCGAUUAUUGCUUCAAGAGUACUUACACCAUUUGCCUGAAGAACAUGUAGACUAUCAGGAUACUGUUGCAGCUCUACAAAUUGUCAGUGAAGUUGCUACUCAUGCUAAUGAUAGCAUGAAGCAUGGUGAUAAUGCACAGAAGCUUAUUUCUAUACAAAACAGCAUUAUGGGACAUAAAGAAAUUAUUAAACCUGGACGAUUAUUUAUUAAGGAAGGUGAAUUGAUGAAACUCUCACGAAAAGGAAUGCAACCGAGGUGGUUUGUUUUAUUCAAUGACCUUCUUUUAUAUCUAACACCUGUUCAGCAAGGGUUAUACAGGGUUAAUCAUGAGUUGCCUCUCACUGGCAUGAAAGUUGCCAUUCCUAUUCAGCAGGAUUACCAAAACGAAUUUAGCAUCAUCUCUGUGGCAAGAUCUUUCACUUUGGCUGCUAGAUCUCCGGAAGAAAGGCAAGAAUGGAUUAUUGCAUUGACAAAAGCCAUUGAAGAAAAUGCUUCCAAAAGAAGCACAUUCACAAAUACCAGGCUACAACAAAAAACGCAAGAUAAAGCUGCGGAAGAUGAUGAAGCAGAAUUUGUUUUGGGGAGAAAAGCACCAGUAUGGAUUCCAGAUUCUCGUGUCACUAUGUGCCAACUAUGUACAAGUGAAUUCACUGUCACUUUUCGACGCCAUCACUGUAGAGCUUGUGGAAAAGUUAUAUGUUCAAUUUGCUCAAGUAACCGCAUAUCACUACCUUAUUUGGGGAAUAGAAUAGCGCGUGUUUGUGAUGAUUGUCAUGUAAAAUUAGGACCGGGUUCUGGUACAUGUACUGAAUCAGCUGAAACUGAUAGUGAUAAUCAACAAAUUGCUGUUAAAUCUCACCUCAGAACGGAACACAAACAUGUUAAGAAAGGGAAACGCAAUUUACCCAGUGUCUUGAAAGAGGUUUGUGCUAAUGAUCAAGGAUCCACAAUCAGUGGGUAUUUGCAGAAAAAAGUCGGAAAGAGUUGGAAAAGGGAAUGGUUUGUUAUUAAAGACAAGGUUUUAUAUGAGUACAAAGCAAGUGAGGAUGUGGCUGCUCUUAAAAGUUUACCUCUACUUGGUUAUCAAAUAGAAUCUUUUUCUGAGAACAUAGCAUUUGAAAACAUAGAUCCAUCUGUGCUGUUUCAACUCACUCACCCAGGACAGGCUCCUAUAAUUUUUCAUGCUGAUACAGUUGGAUCAACAGAGAGAUGGAUAUCUGCUCUAAAAGAAGCUUCAGUACUUGAAUGAUGUUUAUUGGACUGUUUUGAUACAUAAUAAAAAGUGUACAGUAAUUUUAUCAUUUGUGAUAAUGAGUGCCCUCUAGUGUGUGCAGCUGAACGAUUGAAUUCUCUUUUUUUUUGUAACUCUGGUAUAUAAAGGAGUCUGAUUGGAUGAUCCUAAUGCAUUACGGGAAUGUUUACACAGAUUUUUAUUUAAAAUAUUAUAUUGUACUUUUUAGAAUUGAUCACUUCUUGCAUGUUUAGAAAUUUUGCAAAAACCAUAUUGAUUUUAGGAAUCUCAAUUUGUGAUUUUUUUUUUAAAAUUGGUAUAGAAAGAAAUAAUAAAAGCGUAUCAUUCUAUUAUAAUUUCUGUUAGUAUUAGAUUUGUGAUAUUAUAGAAUUUACGUACAAAAAAAGUUUUUGUAUUUAUGUGCAAUACGAGACAGUAUUUCAAUUUUUGAAUGAAUUUUUAGAAAAAAUUUUGAAUAAUAAACUUUUAAACUUUGUAAAAAGUUUUGAAUGUGAUAUAAUACUUUUUAAACUAUGUAAGAUAUAUUUAUCUGUUAAAAUUAUCAGCAUAAAUUAUUCUGAAAUAUUUGUAGAUAUCGAAUUACCUUUAUUUAUUUUGCUGAGAAUAAAUUAUAUUUAUGUU